GCUCCGCACUUGCAUCAAUUUUGCUUUUCACUUCCAACUCCCAGUUUUUCCAAGCUUCUUCCGCGAGUGCUCACACUCUGGCUUCGCGGUAGCACCAGAAAUCCAAAUGUUACACCAUUAAGAGCAUAUGUCAUUUACCUUGAGUAGUGCGAUCGAGUCUGGUGCACUCACUCUCGCCGACGUGGUCUUUGGAUACCGCGGAGGGUUUAUUACCAAGAUGACGUCCUCGACAUCAACUGCUACACCAAGGAAGCAUGCCUUCGAGGCACGAGUGGCUGACGUGAAGUCACCUAAGAGCGACAUCAAUGCCCUCAUCCUUGAUUAUCUUACCAUGGAAGGCUAUCCCAAGGCUGCCGCCAAGUUUUCCAAGGAGGCCAACCUUGAGCCACAGCUGGAAAACUCGUCAAUACAGGCCCGCCAGGAGAUCCAGCAUGCUAUCCACACAGGAAGCAUAGAGCAUGCAAUAGAAGCCUUGAACCAUCUUGAUCCCCAGAUUCUAGACCAAAAUCCCAAGUUGCACUUUUCUCUCCUUCGGUUGCAACUCGUUGAGCUCAUCCGCCAGUGCACUGGAGGCGAUAUCACCGCAGCCUUGGACUUUGCGUCGCAGAAUCUCGCUCCGCGGGCUUCCACAAAUCAGAGCUUCCUCGAGGAUCUGGAGAAGACCAUGACUCUCCUGAUCUUUCCCCAUGAUGAGAGCCUUAACCCGGAGCUUGCCGCAUUGCUCAAGGCCGACCUCCGGCGGAAUGUUGCCGAUGAGGUCAAUAAGUCCAUCCUUUCCCGCCAGACGGGGCGCCGUGAGGCUGCUAUCCGGGAUCUAGUGAAGAUGCGGGCCUGGGCGGAGACUUCGGCGCGAAACAAGAGAAUCGCCCUUCCCGACCGGAUAGACCUGGGUCUGAACGGGGAAGACAACGAUGCCUUCGAUGAGGGCAUGCGGGAAAACGAACACGAGUCAAUGAUUACAACAUAGUGUAUUGCUUUGCCUUUGCGCGAUGGACAUGUCUGAGUAAGGGUUAUGGAUUUAAACGAUGAAUGACGGGCUGGGAUAUGGUAACGGCGCUUGGUUGAGUGGGUUUGGCUGGCGUUUUGACGGAUGACCUAUCCGACUUUGAUGGACAUUGUUAUGUAUAAGCAGAGGCGUUGCGCGGACCGGAUUAUAUGGUCUCGUCAUGGGAUAAGGAUAUCUGAAGCACUGGGUGCUUUACCAGGAGCGCUCGACUGGAAACAAAUAAUACAGUAUUCGUUCAAACGGGAUUAAACACCUCACUAACGAGAGAGAGAAAAAGAGAGGGACUGUGUGUGUGUGUUUGUGAGCAAAAUUGUAUUCAGUUUUACGACGGAUAUAUACACAACGGC
This is a messenger RNA of Phialemonium atrogriseum, 1353 nucleotides long. Its product is annotated as CTLH/CRA C-terminal to lish motif domain-containing protein. Bases 128 to 967 code for a protein of 279 amino acids. Gene Ontology annotation, biological process: proteasome-mediated ubiquitin-dependent protein catabolic process. The transcript has 4 exons. Gene Ontology annotation, cellular component: cytoplasm; nucleus. Lineage: Eukaryota; Fungi; Ascomycota; Sordariomycetes; Cephalothecales; Cephalothecaceae. Gene Ontology annotation, molecular function: protein binding. The record is from RefSeq and is a predicted model, not a curated record.